This is a messenger RNA of Camelina sativa (false flax), 903 nucleotides long. Its product is annotated as small ribosomal subunit protein bS20c. NCBI's taxonomy places the organism in Eukaryota, Viridiplantae, Streptophyta, Magnoliopsida, Brassicales, Brassicaceae. The record is from RefSeq and is a predicted model, not a curated record. Gene Ontology annotation, molecular function: small ribosomal subunit rRNA binding; structural constituent of ribosome. Gene Ontology annotation, biological process: translation. Gene Ontology annotation, cellular component: ribosome; small ribosomal subunit.
CACUGACUGGUUCGAAAUGGAGCCAUUUUACUCAUACUAACAAAGGAGAAGAGAAGAGAAGAGAAGCCGUGUAGAUAUCGAUGGCGACGAUAGUGCAGUGUCUUUCUUCCUGUGCGACUCUCGAAUCUCAAUUCAAAGUCCUUUCGCUUAAGGGAAUCUCUUGUUCAUCUUCUUCCGUCUCCACUCGUCGUGCUUCUUCGGCUACUGUAUGCUCUUCCCUUAGCUUCUCACAGAGCGUUUCUCAAUGUGUCGCCUUCUCCUCCGGGAAUUUGUGGGUACAGAAACCAACGAGGCAAUUGAUUGUGUGUGAGGCUACUGCUCCGACGAAGAAAGCUGAUUCUGCUGCUAAGAGAGCUCGCCAAGCUGAGAAGAGGCGCCUUUACAACAAAUCUAAGAAAUCUGAAGCCCGGACACGGAUGAAGAAGGUCUUGGAAGCACUUGAGGGACUCAAGAAGAAAACAGAGGCCCAACCUGAUGAGAUAGUAUCCGUGGAAAAACUUAUCGGAGAGGCUUAUUCUGCAAUUGACAAAGCAGUGAAGGUUAAAGCGCUACACAAGAACACUGGUGCCCGUAGGAAGUCUCGGCUGGCAAGGAGGAAAAAAGCUGUUGAGAUUCACCACGGUUGGUAUGUCCCAGACGCAGCAGCACCAGUAGCAUCAGAAGCUGUGACAAUUGCUGCAUAAUAAGAACAUGGAGCUGGAUAAUGGAAAUUUGUUUUUGUUUACUGUUUCUUUUUAAUGUACAUUUAGUCGCUUUCAGACUCUUCGUUUGUUAAGUUCGAUCUAAGCAUUUUGUCUUCUACUCUUGGCUUGGUCUUGUUCUGGUUCAGUAACAUCUCAGUUCUUGGCUCAGGCACCAUUCCUCUUGACAUCAUCUCUCGAAAGUAACUCAAUGCUUCUCCAA